AUAGUUAACCCUAGGGACCGAGAGUCCUUAAGGUUAUACUUACACUUCAACAUUUUUUAUCUAAUUUUAGGGUUGGUUUGUUUGUUUGUUUGUUUUGCUAUUGUAUUUAUUUUCUAGGGUUUUGGGUCUGUUCAUAUGGCAUUGGAUUUCUCUUAUUUAAUCGAAUUUCUUUUCGUUUUCCCUGCAGUUUUGUGCCCUUGAUCGAACAAGUGGGUCUUCAACCGCGGCUGUCCCACAAAUACAGGUAAUGUAUAUGUGUAUUCAUGUAUGUAUGUAUAUUUUAUGUGUAGGUAGUGUUUUGUUUGUUCAAUAUGUGAAUAUGAAUUGGGGAUUGUAGUUUGAUGCUAAUAUGUUUGGGUAGAAGAACAUGGAAAUCAAUUUUGACCCGUUUUCGUAGAAUAGAAAAAGAGAUUGAAAUUGCCUGGUUGGUGAAGAAGUGACAAAGUCUGAUUCAUUGACUAGAUAAGGUAAACAUGGAAGAUUAGGUUAAGUAUAUUCCAGUAAAUGGGGAUUUCACGACCUGAGCUUUUGAUUAGGGGUGUGAGCUUUUUUUUUUUGUGGGGUUACAUAUAUGUUGGUGCUGAUGGUUUGGACUACAGAAAGAUGGGUGAAAGACUUGUGAGUGGUGAGGCCAGGUUGGGAUUGAAGCUAUUAUCAUUUAUCGGUUUUCUAGCUGAUAUGGAAGGAGAUGCAUGAGUUGCGUUUCUAUUUUCUAAUGAGGGAGCAAAUAUACAAAUCCACAAGAGUAUGCACAGGUUGCUAAGCCCUAAAUAGUAUGAUUCUGCAAGUAAGAUAAUUUAAAUUACAUGAUUACGCUACAUUUGUUUUAUAUUUAAAUUACAUGUUUAUGCUUCAUUUGUUUUAUUUCAUAUAUUUUUCCGCAUCUGCUUUGCUGUUAUGCCGUUGUUGGCAUUGAAUGUUGAUUGUUCAAACCUUUAAUUAUGAAAGUAUGUGCAGAAUUCUGUGCAUAUAUAAUACUUGUGUUAGUGUGCGAGCGUACACAUGCUCUAGUUCGUCUAUUGUUUUCUUGAGCAUGAUGGACUUUCUUUGUCAAACUAACCUCUAUUGACAAGAGAUUUUGCUGGAGUUUCGUGCUGGUAAAAUGGUUUCUAAGGGGAAAAAGGUUGCUCCUGAUACUUGUAAAGGACUUGUUCGCAUAGCAAGGAUAUGGUUUUAGUUGACGUUCUAUCUAAUAUUUAGCUGAACUCAUUUCUGGCACAGCCUUUUAGUAAAUUUCUCUUCUUUCUGUAUCAGGGUGAUGAGGGAUUGGUGCAUUUUCAGUGGCUUGACCGUAGUCUAAAUGUUGUGGAAGAUGUAUCCUGGUUUCUUUUUCAUUUUUGCGACAAUUUCUAGUCUUCUUUUAAGUUCUUUGUUAGUGUAGUUGUGCUUCUUCUUGUUAUUUUUAAUGUUGCUAUUUUUGUUCUUCCAUACUUUCUCAAUUCUCCCUUAUUCUGUUGUAAUCCUUGUUCACUUCACAGUUUCACUAUUCCAUUUUUUGUGUUUACUCUCCCACCUUAUAUUUAUCUUUACUUUUCUUAAAAUUUCCUUAAUGAUAGUACCACAGGAUCAGAUUAUAUUUCCUGACGAGGCAGUGUUUGAAAAAUGGUUGACAGAACCAAGUCCAUUCAUUUAUUUGCUGGAAAUGUUUUCUCAAAUUCUAACUUCUUAUGGAUGUUGUUUUGGUCUCUCCUAGUGACUUGAAAGAAAACAAAAGUUUCCCCUCCUGGUAUAGUAGCCAUUGUAAUAUUUUAAAAUUAUGUUCUUACAAUCAGACUCUCCCGUAAGAAAGCUAAGAUGGGGGGGUAUUAGGGACGUUAGCAACUUUUAAUGAGUUUUUAUAGUGCGCGACAUAUCUGGACUUGCUAUUUUCAGUUUGAUGUUCUUGGCAUUUGUAGUACAUUACUCUUUUAUGAUUUAUGUUAUGUCUUCCAAAGCUGGAAUCUUGCAGGAACCAAACUUGGGUGGGGAAGUAAGUAGCAAUGUAACUUCUUCAUCUGGGCCAGUGAAAUUCGCAGAUCUUCAAAGAAUCUUAAGUAAUAUUGAGCCAGCAGGUACUAUGUUUUCUCCUUAGAGUACAAAUUUUUAUGUAAGUUUUUUCCCUUUCUUUUUAAUUGAAUUACUUACAUCACACUUCUGCCAUCUGCAGAUAGGGCUGUGGAUCCAGAUGAAGGUGAUAAUAUGAUUUUUUUUUUUUUUUAAAUAUUUUUUUGCCAUUAAUGUUGUUUUUAGAUAAAUACAUUCGUACAAAUGCUUUAAAUCCAAAGUUUUGUGAUUAAAUAUGACCUGUUUUCCUCUGAAUAGGAAUUUUAUUACAGUUUUUGUUAUCUCAACAAUCUAAUGCGUUGCAUAGUUUUAAUUCAAAAUGCUCUUCCAAAUUUUUACUCAAAUGAUGAAAGCAGUAUUGUGAACAUUGAAUAUGUUGCUUAUUUCCUGUAGUGAAAAUCGUUCAUGUGUUAGAAAUUACUUCAGCAUGACACGGUCAAAUGUUAUGAAUCCCUGUGUACUAGGUAGAAAUAUUGCAACUGGGUUCAUAUUGUUGGCCUGGUUUGCUUUUAGCAUCUGAAGUAAUUUAUAUCUUUAAUUCACUCGAUAAUUAACAGUUUUACAAUUCAAAAAGGAUGACGCGGGUGGGCACUGGAUGUCUAAAAGAAUAGUUUCCUAGGAAGUUCAAUUUUCUUAUUGCCUUAUAUCCUUUUCUUUUUUCGUUCUUCCUUUUAGUGGCCUUUCCCUCAACUGUCAUGGCAGUAUAGUCAAGUUACUUGCGGCAAAAAUUUACGUUACUCUGUCCAGAUUGCACAUUGACCCUUGGUUCAGUUAAUCUUUUGUGAAGUGCAAGUUUGGUAGGGAGGCAUAAAUCGAUUAAUUGAUUUGGCAGAACAUAACAGAAUUGAUCACAGAAGGUUCAGGGUGUAAGGUGAGUAUGAAUUUGGACCGUUCGCAGAGGACCUAAAGUGGUUUUUAACUGUUAAUUUUUCGCAUUAACUUCUCUAAUGGUACCUGUCAAUGAUUAUUAAAGAUUUCUAACAAUAUGCAUGCCGGCCCAUUUUACUACAGUAUUUACAAUACUACUUCUAUGGUUGCUUUUUUUUAAUUUUUUUCUCCUUGAAAUAUGUUAUGGCUUAAUCGUGUGACUUGUCCUUUUGUCGGGCUAGGCGUGAGUUUGGAGGAUAUAUUGAAACCAGAGUUGAUUAUGCCAUUGAUUGAGACAUUGCCACUGGAACAGGGCUUAGGUUCUUACUUUCCUGAGGGUCAGUGGUCGCCUGAGGAUAUAUUGGAGUUGCUGCACAGUCCACCUUUUCGCCAACAAAUGGAUUCAUUUGCUUAUGUACUUCGAACAGGACAUAUAGAUUUGACUCCGUUUGGUAUUGACCCAAGUAAAUACAGGUUCACUGGAUUGUCUUUUCUUGAGGCACUUGAGGAUUCGGUUGCAAAGACGUCAGAGUCUGAGGAGCCGAGGCAAGACAACACGGAUUUAAGAUCUGAAUCUUGUAAUCGUAAGGAUGCCAUGGAUGAGUCCAAGUAGUGGAGGCACUUCUUUAUACGUUUCUGUUAAAUUUAUCGUUGUUUUAUUCGUAGGACUUUUAUGUGGUCGUAUUGUUAGCUCUGUAUAUAUUGUUGGUUCUAGAAAGGAAAAGAAGGAACAAGAAAAGGGAAUAGUGUUGAACUUUGUUUAAAUUUGCUACUGUUUUGUACAACGA
This is a messenger RNA of Pyrus x bretschneideri (Chinese white pear), 3698 nucleotides long. Its product is annotated as 26S proteasome regulatory subunit RPN13-like. Gene Ontology annotation, cellular component: nucleus; proteasome regulatory particle, lid subcomplex; cytoplasm. The record is from RefSeq and is a predicted model, not a curated record. Gene Ontology annotation, molecular function: proteasome binding; ubiquitin binding; endopeptidase activator activity. Gene Ontology annotation, biological process: ubiquitin-dependent protein catabolic process. NCBI's taxonomy places the organism in Eukaryota, Viridiplantae, Streptophyta, Magnoliopsida, Rosales, Rosaceae. The transcript has 5 exons. Bases 3110 to 3523 code for a protein of 137 amino acids.